This is a messenger RNA of Oryza brachyantha (malo sina), 780 nucleotides long. RefSeq names its product expansin-A15. The transcript is spliced from 3 exons. Lineage: Eukaryota; Viridiplantae; Streptophyta; Magnoliopsida; Poales; Poaceae. The coding region runs from base 1 to 780 and encodes 259 amino acids. Gene Ontology annotation, biological process: plant-type cell wall organization. Gene Ontology annotation, cellular component: extracellular region. The record is from RefSeq and is a predicted model, not a curated record.
AUGGUGAUGUGCAAGAAGGCACCGAGCAUUCUGUUGCUCGCCGUCGUCGCCGCUGCGGCGGCGUCGCUCUUUGCUCCGGCGACGGCGGGGUGGUCGAAGGGCACGGCCACGUUCUACGGCGGCAGCGACGCCUCCGGGACGAUGGGUGGGGCGUGUGGGUACGGGAACCUGUACUGGUCGGGGUACGGGACGAACACGGCGGCGCUGAGCUCGGCGCUGUUCAGCGACGGCGCGUCGUGCGGGCAGUGCUACCAGAUCGCGUGCGACUACCAGGCGGAGCCGCAGUGGUGCCUGCAGGGGAAGACGGUGACCAUCACGGGCACCAACCUGUGCCCGCCCAACUACGCCCUCUCCAGCAACGACGGCGGCUGGUGCAACCCGCCCCGCACGCACUUCGACAUGGCCGAGCCGGCCUGGCUCCAGAUCGGCAUCUUCAAGGCCGGCAUCGUGCCGGUGCUCUACCAAAGGGUGCCGUGCGUGAAGCAGGGAGGGGUGAGGUUCACCAUGGGAGGGUUCAACUACUUCGAGCUGGUGCUGAUCACGAACGUGGCCGGCAGCGGGUCGAUCCAGUCGGUGUGGGUGAAGGGGACGAACACCAACAGGAUGCCCAUGAACAGGAACUGGGGGGCGAACUGGCAGUCGCUCGCCGGGUUCGUCGGCCAGGCGCUCACCUUCGGCGUCACCUCCACCGGCGGCCAGACCGUCGUCUUCCAGGACAUCGUGCCGUCGUGGUGGAAGUUCGGCCAGUCGUUCGCCUCCAACCUCCAGUUCUCCUACUGA